AUGCGACUCUGGCCCAAGCUCCCAGUCACUACGCAAGACGUAACUAUAACUUGUUACGAUGACUUGGGUAAUCCAAAAACGCACGGUCUAGAGCAGAGAUAUGUCAGCCCUACUACUGGGAUCUGUCGAAAACUCGUCGUGCAAGCUAUCGCUCCCUCUGGAAAAUUCGAAGUCCCCAUCAGCAACCACACCAAUCAGGCAAGCAAAAUCGCCAUAUGGCUGCUAGCUAAUUCCCCCGUACGAGGGUGGAUCAUUCUUAAAUGGAUAACCGUGUGGUUGUGGUUUACCUUGAAGCUCUUCUGGUCAGUCGUAUGGCUGCUCGCGCAGCUUUUCUCCCCCAUCGACUUGGCAGAUGACACUGGGGAAGAUACCGACUUGUUUAACACCGGAUACUACAAAUCGUACGCUCGCGGCUUCCAGGGUCAGCUAUGGGCAGCCCGUUCGCCUAUGGAGCAUUCUUCCCGCAUUAUCGAGGAGGGUGAGAUGGAUGUUCCUACGCAUACCCUUUAUCCUCGACUCCUUAUCAUCCGCGACCCGUUCCGAAAUGUGUGGACCCCAUGUACAGAUCGUGAUAUCAUCAUCCGUACAAAAUUCAUCGCCAUCUCUUUCCGCGCCCUUGAUGCCUACACUCGAGGCGCAGAUGACGAGGCGAUUCAAAAAGCUCAGUUCAUUGAGGAGGUUCGUGCAGCUGUGAUCGAACAAAAAUACAACGCGUAUUGGCUCGACUUGGAGUGUAUAGGAGAGACGCCGUCAGAGAAGAAUCUGGAUUUGUACUGCAUGGCGGACGUCUACCGUGGAGCAGAUUUGACUUUGAUCAUGCUCGGAAAAUCUGCAGCUGGGGAGGACGAGUGCUGGAGAGGCUGGGGCCAACGGGUGUGGACUAUGCCCGAGGCCCUCCUGAGCUCUCGCCUUUGCUACAAGUUCCGAGAUCGGGAAGCGACUACGCCCUUGUCGUUGUUUGAGUUGGCUAACCUAGCCUAUACAAACUACGAUAUCGAACAAGCUAUCAUCAACGCAUACAGCGGCAAGGAUCCGCUUGAGAGGUUGGAGCGCUUAACGCUGUUGAAAUCAGCUAUAUGGCGUCGCGGCACAGCAGCUCUAGCAUCAGGUAUUGCUCCUCCCCCACCAAAGCUGGAUAUGAUAGGCGACUCCGAGAAGCCUGUCGUCAGCGGGGCGUACAAAGCUGAGCGUGUGUAUGCGCUGAUGGGCUUUUUUGAACACCGGAUCCAGCCAAACCGUUCAGAGGACGAUUUGCGCGCUCUUGUGAGGCUGUCAAUGGCUAACGACAAUGACCGUAUCGCUGAGCGCAUGGUAUCCAUGCUCCCUUCGACCAUCACCCAGACAGCGUGUUGGUACUCUGACGAUGAUAUAUACCGCGCCAACCUUUGGGAUAUCGUACCGGAGAUCCAGGUGGCUGGUGUCACGGAGAAUGGAGCGCUUGUGGUUGACGGGUGUCGGGCGGCAUCCAUCAGAUGGAAAGAUUUCCCCGAGGUUGCGUUUGUGACCACAGAUUCAUUGAGGAGGACCAUCAUCGGUUUCGUUCCCUAUCUCUCAUGGCCGACUCUUAUCAUCGGGCUAGGCAUUUUCAUGAUGAACAGAGUGGGAGGCAUCACGCUCAUCGUAAUCGGAAUCGUGCUUCUUAUCAUUUCCCCCCGACUUUUCGUUUUCAGUCAAUCCGGGCGUAUCGUCAGCGCACAACCAUGGUUCAUCGGAGUAAAAGGCGUCAUCAGCAUCAAAGAGGUAGAGAGCCACUUGUACGGCGGUGCCAGAGGACACUUCCCAAGAAUGUAUUUCACGCCGAGCGGAUCGCAGUUCUCGAUUCCAGAACGAGGCUUGGACCGGGGAGGUUCGUUCAGACAGUACGACUAUGCAAAACUAGCAGAUAGUGGACCUGAUGCGGGACAUAUCUAUACGCUCAUCGACACGUGCUCGUCGACGAUGUACUAUUUCCGUGCGGAGCGACCGCCGACUGUGUGUAUAUUUGCCGGGCGGGAAGGAGGGCUUGGGAGGUUUGUGCUGUGUUCGGAGAGGUGUGGUAUCAAUGAGCUACAUAAGGAGACCGUGUUGAGGAUGCCGACGGAGAUCAGUCAGAAGAUGGAGCUGUGUGGAUGGGUCGCGCUUGGAUGA
This is a messenger RNA of Suillus bovinus, 2127 nucleotides long. RefSeq lists its product as uncharacterized. The record is from RefSeq and is a predicted model, not a curated record. The transcript has a single exon. NCBI's taxonomy places the organism in Eukaryota, Fungi, Basidiomycota, Agaricomycetes, Boletales, Suillaceae. Bases 1 to 2127 code for a protein of 708 amino acids.